AUGGUCGAACGCCAUGGAUCGGAAGGGUAUGUACCUCAGAUCUGCCCUGACCACGAAAAGCGUCAGGCAAACUCCGCGGCCAACUCCAAGGUCUACCGAUGUCCCAUGCCGUCAACGCUUUCUUAUAUCGGCCCGGGUCAACUGCAUUGUUACGAUGCCCGUGCGGCGAGAAGGCAAAAAGCGCAGUGCGACACUGGUAGGAUACCAAGGGAGCUUACCAAGCACAUCAAUUACCAACUACCUGCCAUGCACGCUACUAUCGCUCUACUUCCGCUGCUUGCCUUCGCGAUGGGCAUCGCUGCAGCUCCAGCACCCCUGUAUCCCGUUGCCCGGGCCGUACCAGACAUCAACGAAGUCGCCCGAAACCCGGCUCCCAUCGAUCAUCAUGUCGGUUGGGACGACCAUGGCAAACCGACACUCGGAGAUAUCAGCCACCUCAGUCCAGAGGACAUCAAGAAGCUCAAAGACCUCAUCAAGCAUCUACUUGGUAGCAGUCACUCUGCAUAG
Messenger RNA from Alternaria arbusti, 507 nucleotides. RefSeq lists its product as uncharacterized. The record is from RefSeq and is a predicted model, not a curated record. The coding region runs from base 1 to 507 and encodes 168 amino acids. NCBI's taxonomy places the organism in Eukaryota, Fungi, Ascomycota, Dothideomycetes, Pleosporales, Pleosporaceae. The transcript has 2 exons.